Molecule: messenger RNA, 1435 nt
Organism: Halichondria panicea
Lineage: Eukaryota; Metazoa; Porifera; Demospongiae; Suberitida; Halichondriidae
Product: titin-like
Exons: 6
Coding region: 731-1252 (173 amino acids)
Molecular function (GO): protein binding
Source: RefSeq, a predicted model, not a curated record
AAACAAGGAAGUUGUCUAGUCAGCAAUCACAUUGACUUCUAACUGUCAAGAAAUAAUUUGAGAUGACAGUUCUUCUGAUAUGCUUUCUGGCUGGCUCCUCCAGCACUGCCCAAUAUUCAGUGAGUGUGGAGAAACCAUGUCCAAUGGAAACAGUCACUUUCACUUGUAUCCUUUCCUCCUUGAGUCUCAAUGUACCACUAAUGCAGCCAGAUUGCAGUUGAUAACACUACUUUAACAUCUACUCUGUCUAGAACAGCAGAGAAUGGAAUCACUGUGUCCUGUAUGGGGUUUGUGCCUGUAAGCACUAUAGGGUCUUCAACAGUUCAAUUGAUUGAUCCACCAGGACCACCAUCCACCAUAAGACACUCCACUCCGAGUAGCUUAGCCAAUGAAGUCAGUGUAUCUGUACAAUGGGACCCUCCUACUGAGACUGGUGGUAGAGAUGACCUCACCUACACAGUGACCAUCUCACCUCCGGCCCAGCUCUCUGCUACUGUCCUCACAUCUACCUCUGUCACUGUGACUGCUCAAUACAAUGUGGACUACACUGUCAGUGUUGUGGCUACCAACUGUGCUGGGAGCAGUACAACUGUUGUGUACAACUUUAGGAUUGGUGGCUGUCCUGUGUUGACUAACCCCCAUAAAUGGAGCAUUUGGACCAACCACCAGCAGAUUAUCAGGAUCCACGGUAACUAUCCAGUGUGACGCUGGAUAUGUAUCUGCUGUUACAAUGGUGAUAUGUGAGGGUACACUGAUGUGGAGUACACACCCUGAGGCUAUUGAGUAUACAUCACUAACCACACCUACUCCCACAACUCCUUCACUAUCCCCACCACCACGGAAUGGCACCAUCACUAUUCCCGGCACACAAGUUACCCUCCAUUGUGACGAUGAACUGUUCCCUGAGGGAAUAAUGGCUGCUACCUGUCUAGCUACAGGAAAGUGGGACGAGGAGAUUGUCUGCAGAGCUGCUCCUUGUAAUUGUGCCAGCCUAUCUGAUGGGAGUCGAUUUGAUGCAGCUGUCUCCAUCAGCGUUGUUGUCACGGCAGUUGCGUUCACAAUCAUUGGAUUGUUGAUGGGACUCUUGAUCAUGUAUUUGCUCAUACAUAAGAAGGCAGUGUACUCCCCAGCAGCUAAAGGACAAGCUAACGUAGGACCCACUCCACCAGCUGGUCCUGUUUAUGAGGAGGUGUCACCCAAAGAGGAGAUUGAACUGAAUACUAACCAGGCAUAUGGACCAGUAGGAGUGUGAAACAUGCGUUAAUGUGCAUGCUCAUGACGAUUUUAACAACUGUAAACAGCAACAUCUGUUCAUUAAAAGCCACUACAUCUUUUGAAAAAGCUAUAUUAAACGAGUGGUGCGCUGUGCUAUAAUGCCUCUCGCCAUGUUUAGCUUCGCUAAAAAAGUAGAGUGUUAUAAUAAUAAGCAAACUAA